GGAAGGCAAGCAACAUGUGGGACCCCGGAGGGAGAAGCAGGUAACAUCUAAAGGAACUGGUUUAAAUCCUAAUGCCAAAGCAUGGCAAGAAAUUCCUCCUGGAACUCCUGAUGCCACUACUGUAGCUCAUGGAACUGAAAGCUCUUGGCAUGAAACAGCAGCCACAUCAGGGUCUCAUCCUGAAGGAAAUGCUGAGCUUUCAGAAGAUAUGUGUAAGGAAUAUGAAGUAAUGUAUUCUCCAUCUUGUGAAACCACAAGAAACACUACAGGCAUUGAAGAAUCAACUGAUGGAAUGAUAUUAGGACCUGAAAAGCUGAGUUACCAAAUAUAUGAUGUUUCUGGAGAAAGCAGUUCAACAAUUUCCACAGAAGACCUAAAAGAAUGUCUAAAGAAACAAUUAGAAUUCUGUUUUUCACGAGAAAACUUGUCAAAGGAUCUUUAUUUGAUAUCUCAGAUGGAUAAUGAUCUGUUCAUCCCAAUUUGGACAAUUGCCAACAUGGAAGAGAUAAAAAAAUUGACCACAGAUCCUGAUCUAAUUCUUGAAGUGUUGAGAUCUUCUCCUAUGGUACAAGUUGAUGAGAAGGGUGAGAAGGUGAGACCAAGUCAUAAACAUUGUAUUGUCAUUCUCAGAGAGAUUCCUGAAACAACACCAGUAGAGGAAGUGAAAGCUUUGUUUAAAAGUGAAAACUGCCCCAAAGUGAUAAGCUGUGAGUUUGCUCAUAAUAGCAACUGGUAUAUCACUUUUCAGUCAGACACAGAUGCACAACAGGCUUUUAAAUACUUAAGAGAAGAAGUUAAAACGUUUCAGGGCACAAUCAUGGCAAGGAUAAAAGCCAUCAAUACUUUUUUUGCUAAGAAUGGUUAUCGAUUAAUGGAUUCUAGUAUGUAUAGUCAACCAAUUCAAACUCAAGCACAGUAUGCCUCACCAGUCUUUAUGCAGCCUGUAUAUAAUCCUCAUCAACAAUACUCAGUCUGUAGUAUUGUGCCUCAGUCUUGGUCUCCAAGUCCUGCACCUUACUUUGAAAUGCCACUGGCUCCCUUUCCCAAUGGUAGUUUUGUGAAUGGCUUUAAUUCACCAGGAUCUUAUAAAACAAAUGCUGCUGUUAUGAAUGUUGGUCGACCAUUCCAAAAAAAUCGGAGAACUGUUUUCAGAGGUCGAAGACGACGAGAAGAUAACAGAAUCCCAAGACCCCAUCCUUCAACAGCUGAAACAAAGGCUCCUACACCAAAGUUUGACUUACUAGCUUCAAAUUUUCCUCCAUUACCUGGAAGUUCAUCAAGAAUGCCAGGUGAACUUGUUUUGGAGAAUAGAAUGUCUGAUGUUGUUAAAGGUGUCUACAAAGAAAAGAAUAAUGAAGACUUGAGAGUUAGUUGCCCAGUACCUGUAGAAGAUGAGCAAACAGACUGUACUUCUGCCCUGCAACUCAAUAUGAGUACAAGUCCUCCAUGUACAGCUGAGCUUCCUGCAUUAAGCACAACUCAGAAAGAAAAGGACCCAAUAGAGGAAUCCAGUGUUCAGAAAGAUGUUCUCAGUCAUAUGACUAUACCAGUUUCUUCCCCAAGCACUGCAAAGACACCACAGGCAAAUACUGCUUCACCAAGUAAUAGUAACACAAAUGCAUCCAGAGCUGUGACCAUACAGGAACCUCGAAAGUUAAGUUAUGCCGAAGUGUGCCAGAAGCCCCCUAAAGAGCCAUUUCCAGUUCUUGUGCAGCCACUACGGGAACUUCGCUCCAAUGUUGUGUCUCCCACCAAAAAUGAAGAGACUGGAGCUCCUGAGAAGUCCAUUGAGAAAUCACAUGAGAAGCCAGAAGCAAGGGCUAGUAAGGAUUAUUCUGGCUUCAGAGGCAAUACCAUUCCCGGGGGAGCAUCUGGAAAAAUCAGGGAACAGAGACGCCAGUUUAGCCAUAGGGCUAUACCUCAGGGAGUGACUCAACGUAAUGGCAAAGAGCAAUAUGUGCCACCCAGAUCACCAAAGUAAAAUCAAAAAAACAAAACUAUUCAAAAACUUUCUCUCUUCCCAUUAAACUUGAGCCGUGGCUAUGUUGAACUGUUUUGGAGGGGAAUGGGUAGCCAGGAAGGAAACAAAAUAUAUCCUUAAAUCAUUAUGGAUUUUGGAAUUGUGAGGAGUAGAAUCCCAAAAUUCAUCACUAAAGUGAUUUUAAAAUGCU
This is a messenger RNA of Marmota monax (woodchuck), 2171 nucleotides long. Its product is annotated as la-related protein 4-like. The record is from RefSeq and is a predicted model, not a curated record. Gene Ontology annotation, molecular function: mRNA 3'-UTR binding. Gene Ontology annotation, biological process: positive regulation of translation. Gene Ontology annotation, cellular component: cytosol; cytoplasmic stress granule. Lineage: Eukaryota; Metazoa; Chordata; Mammalia; Rodentia; Sciuridae.